UGCCGACUUCGGGUCAUGGAGCCUCGCGCAGGGGGCGCCACGGACCCUAAGGGGAGCAGAGGAGGCCACGGCCCUCCCCUGCCCGCGGGCCCCAGAGCCCGGCAGCUCCUGGCGCGGCUGGACGCGCGCCCCCUGGCGGCCCGGGCUGCGGCCGACGUGGCGGCGCUGGUACGCAGGACAGGUGCCACAUUGCGCCUGCGCCCGAAGGCGGUCGUUAGUGUGUUGGAUUCUGCGGACAUAGAAGUUACAGACAAUCGCCUGCCUAAUCCCACGUUCGCGGAACACCGGCCCCAGCAUCAUCGGUCAGAGACCUUGGGUACAGGUAAUGCGCCACCCCAAGUGACUCAGGGUAAGGCACGUUCUGCUUCCAAGCCGCUCCAAGCCUCUGGACAGUUCUGUGUGGAAUUGGUUUGUGGUUCCACAGGCUUUGGCCUUACAUUAAGUGGAGGCCGAAAUUCAGCAGGAGAUGCUCCGCUAGUAGUGCGCAGGCUGCUGAAAGACGGGCCAGCACAGCGCUGUGGUCGCUUGCAAGCUGGGGACCUUGUGCUCCACAUCAACGGACAGUCAAUUCAGGGCCUCACCCAUGCCCAGGUGGUGGAGCGCAUUCGCACAGGAGGCCCCCGUCUCCACCUUGUACUAAGCAGGCCCCUGGAAACCCAUCCUGGCAAGCCUGAAGAGGUGGGAGGGCCCCAGAAAGGAGAUGAUCGCAGCCCAGAUCCUGGUGGACCAGAGGUGAUGAGGUCUCCCAGCGUCAGUGCUUCCUGGCUUCAGCACCCUCCAUCCGGUACAAUGGCCCAAACCCGGGGCAGCACAGAGCCUAGCCCAGAGCAGGGUGCCGACUGCCCCGAGGUUCCCCAUCCUGCGCGCCAUACAGAAGACCCUGAUGACCGAACCCCGGGUUCCCCUGGACCAUGGCUGGUGCCGAGUGACGAACGGCUUUCACAGGCCCUAGGGAUCCCAGGGGCAGCACAGCUUGCUCUCGAGAUGGCAGCUGGGAGGCGGAGGCACUGAGCACGUAUGGGAUGGUUCGAUGCUCACUUGGUACUGCCCAACCUGGAUCUGGUGUGCUCAGCCAACCGCACACUAGCAUCGCACACUAGCAUCGCUGGGAGAGCUUACACUGGUCUUGCCCACCCCCUCCUGCUGCGCAGCGGACCUGCCGGUGCUCCCCUCUGCUCUCCUUGUGGUGUCGGUGGUACAGCCCUGGGCUUCGCUUCUGGUUUCAAGGGUGGGUGAGGUAAUAAAAUGGUUUGACCCAGU
Molecule: messenger RNA, 1260 nt
Organism: Canis lupus familiaris (dog)
Lineage: Eukaryota; Metazoa; Chordata; Mammalia; Carnivora; Canidae
Product: PDZ domain-containing protein MAGIX-like
Exons: 6
Coding region: 16-1011 (331 amino acids)
Molecular function (GO): protein binding
Source: RefSeq, a predicted model, not a curated record